GGCCGGACGCGCGGAUCGACGGACCGAGCGGCAGCGGCUGCGAGGGAGCGAGCGAGGCAGGCGGGGAUGUUGCUGCCGCUGCUGCCGCUGGAGAGGUUGCUGAGCGCGCGGGAGCUGCCCGGCGGGAGCCGGCGGUGAGGCGGGCGCCCUGCCUGAGCCAGCAGCAUGUCCCGAAAGAAGAGCCCCAAGACCAAGGGCGGCGGCGCCGGCACCGCCUCGGCGCCCUCUUCUGCCCUGCCCGGCCAGGGCUCCCGGGGCGCGGCGCCGACGGCAGCCCCCAAGGGCGCUGCUGGAGCCGGAGCAGGAGCCCGGAGCGCCCCAGCCCCCGCCGCCGCCGGCUCCUCCACUGCCAACGGGGCGGCGCUGCCCAGCCGACCCUCGCUGAGCUCCAGCGGCGAGUUCUACGACGUCGCCUUCAAGGUGAUGCUGGUUGGCGACUCCGGGGUUGGCAAGACCUGCCUGCUGGUGCGGUUCAAGGAUGGUGCUUUCCUGGCUGGCAGCUUCAUCUCUACAGUGGGCAUUGAUUUCAGGAAUAAAGUCUUGAAUGUGGAUGGUGUGAAAGUGAAGUUGCAGAUCUGGGACACAGCCGGCCAGGAGAGGUUCCGCAGUGUCACACAUGCCUAUUACCGAGACGCCCAUGCUUUGCUGCUGCUCUAUGACGUCACUAACAGAACCUCCUUCGACAACAUCCAGGCUUGGCUGACAGAAAUCCAUGAAUACGCAAAGCAAGACGUGGUCCUGAUGUUGCUGGGAAACAAGGUGGACUCGACCCAGGAGCGAGUGGUGAAACGAGAAGAUGGGGAGAAAUUAGCCAAGGAAUACGGAGUGCCCUUCAUGGAGACCAGUGCCAAGAGUGGUUUGAAUGUCGACUUAGCGUUCACAGCUAUUGCCAAGGAGCUGAAGCACAGAUCUAUGAAGCUGCCCAACGAGCCUCGCUUUAAACUCCACGACUACGUCAAGAAGGAGGUGAAAGGCGCCGGCUGCUGCAGGUCCUAGAACCCGCCUGGCCCAUUUGAGGUUCUGCCCUUUGUACAAAGACUCGCAACCAGCGUCCCACGUCCCCUGCUGCAUCUGUCUAUGCCACUACAUGAUUCCUUCUUCGUG
This is a messenger RNA of Podarcis raffonei (Aeolian wall lizard), 1104 nucleotides long. RefSeq names its product RAB26, member RAS oncogene family (gene RAB26). The transcript is spliced from 9 exons. Lineage: Eukaryota; Metazoa; Chordata; Lepidosauria; Squamata; Lacertidae. Gene Ontology annotation, molecular function: GTP binding; GTPase activity. The coding region runs from base 166 to 996 and encodes 276 amino acids. Gene Ontology annotation, cellular component: endosome; Golgi apparatus. The record is from RefSeq and is a predicted model, not a curated record.